UCACUGAGUUCGAUCACCUAUCGAUCAUGCUUUGUUCCGGCAACAGCACACACCCCGGAGACAUUUUGGCUAUCUGAAUGCUUGUUGGAAUUCCAAACAAUAAGUCACCGAAAUAGUCAGCGUCAGGCCGCUCGCAUAGACCUGCUUGUUCCGUACAUCUCUUCAACAUGCUCUCAACAAUGGUGCGCCCGGAGGAUACCAUCAGGAUGCCCUUCGCCUACCGUGGCGAUGCGGAUGAUGACGAGGAUGACAGACAGUCUCUGGAACAGAGUCUACCGGCCUCCUUGGUGCCGGCCUCCCUGGUGCCUGCUUCAUUGGUACCUGCCUCCAGGGUCGAUGCUUCAGCCAAAAGUGAGGAUGAGGUAACACUUGUGAACGGGACCACAGGUGACGGCAGUGGCAGUACAAGCAAACAUCCACCACCAGGACCCCGCUUGUUGACAACGGAGGAGACAAUAGAGCUUGCCCGCCGGGCGGUCGAGAAUGGAAUCCAAGAAACCAAACGCUCGCUUGCUGGAAGCGAGGCAGUGACUGAUGUGGUCAAACCGAAACUGACAAUAGACUUGGGCCACUCCAACAUAUCUCGAAUCCCCGAGUCAGUCGUGGAUACUAUCAAGGACGAAGUUGAGCGACUUUCUCUAUCGAACAACCAGCUGGUUCACAUUCCCUACCGAUUUGCAGAGUGCCGCCAUCUACGAUACCUCAAUAUCCGCGCGAAUAGCUUUCGUGAAUUCCCCAAAGGAAUCUACAAGCUGCCGCUCCUCGAAAUUCUGGACAUCAGUCGUAAUAAGAUCAGCCAUCUCCCGGAGGAGAUCAAAAAGUUAUCCUCACUUCGGGUUCUAUCGGUAAUGCAGAAUCGUCUCGAAGACUUACCGCUUGGGAUCUCCGACAUGAACAAGCUCCAGAUUCUUAAAGUUGCUGGUAACCCCUUGCGGUACCCCCUGCGACGGCUUCUGGAAAGCUCAGAGACAGAGUUCGCCCCCUCGAGCCUGACUGACAAUGAGAAGGAGGUCGCAGUAACUGCAGAACUAAAAAGAUUCCUGAAAACGAAACAGCCUGUUGCGCCCCUAGAAAUUGAGAAAUAUGACCCCAGCGAGGUCAUGCUGGAUACCCCUAAACCUCUCAAACGUGGAAUGAGCAGUCGCUUUCCCGUAAUUCCCAGUACCGGAGACGGUGCCUCCGACCCCAAGUCACCCUCGCUAGGUCGACCACCACCAAUACCAAUGAAGUCUCACUAUCGUAUCGCUUCCGGACACAAUCCUGCAUUCCACGGUGCUAUACUUCAACGUCCUGGGGCCAAGCCUUUUGCAGGAUACAAUGAGCGCAAUCGAAGUAAUAGCGAAGGCAUCAUCCAAGCCUCUCUCGCAGCGCGCAACAAGCGGAUGGGGGUGAUUCGGAAAAACACGGAUCUUGGCACGCUCGACGAGACGCGUCCCUAUCGAAACAGUCAUUUGCGAGGACUAAGCUACGGUUCUAUCCUUCGUACCCGACCGUCUGGCGCCCUAUGCAACAGCAAUUCCUCCAGUCCCAGUAGCCCAAGGGAACGCAGGCGCUUGAAGGACGGCUUUGUGAAUCGAAUGUCGAGUCUACCGGAACAAAAAGCCGAGAAAGUGACAGCGGAACCCAUAAUCGCAAGCGCCAAAUGCAUUUUAUUUGCUCUCUUCCAGAUUCAAUCCAACGUCACUUCUUUGAUCAACGUCAUUAAGCGUGAGGACGCCCGCCGAAACAGUCUUGAGAUCGUUUUUUAUAAUGCUUCCACCCAUGUUGAUCGACUCAAUGAGGCGAUAGAGAACGCCGAGCAUUCUCAAUCUGAGGAAGCAGACGUGGCGCGGUUGGCCAACGAGGCUGUGAAGCGGGAAUGUGAGACGUGCAUUAUCGCCUACACACACGUCGGAACGCAGCUACGAAACAGCAUCGAUAAAAUCGUCACAAAUGGCGAGUCGUGUUAUGUGCGCUCACUGAUAUUGAUGAUUUUUGGAAGCAUGGUUGAGCUGCGUAAUGCGUGUGCACAUCUGGGGGUCCCGAUUCAGAAUGGCCAGAGACCCCCGGGCCCUCCCGCGAAGUUGCCCGUACCAGAAAUCAAAGAGUCCGCCGGUCCGGACCGGUUUCUGGGGCCAACCGUGACACCAACAAGGGGAAGGGAGCAGUCUUUCUCGACUCGUCGGUACCGGAGUGAUACAACGAUCCAGCAUCCUCAGAUCACAAUGAAUGGGCCUUUCCAGGCGGCAUCGCAGUACCAGUCCGCAGUCAGCUCACCCGGGUUUGCUUCGACGCCGUUCUGCUUUGCCGCAAGGAGUCGGUCCAGUAGCCGGUCCAACCACAUCAACACCUCUGUACCGUCCUCGCUGGCAACCCCUCGUUCAGGCGAGUCGUUCCCAGCAAUUCCCAGCUCCGUCAUACCCCGAAUUAACCCAAUGACUGGCCUGGAUGAGAUUGAAGAAGAGCGUAUCUUCGAGAAGAUUUUCUGCCAGCUCAACUCGGCUUGCAAUGCUGCCCUCCAGGGCCUGCCUGUGGCCUUCUCCCAACUGGUGCGAUGUCUCGAAAUAGCGGAGCAUACGCGGAAAUCAGAAGGUAUUGUCAUGCUCUGGAAAAAUCUCAUCCACCGUUGUCAAGUGUGUCUUGAUGUCUCCGAGGGGCUGGGCUCCAGGCUUUCCAACAUGAAGGUGAAGGAGCCCGGUGGUGGAAUGCGGAACUCGCGUGAUUUCUGGCACACGUGCAAAGCAUUCCUGCAGUCUUUUGUAGACCUUGUCAUUGACAUGAAAGAGGUCCGAAAUAUGAAGAUCCUCCCUAACGACAUUGUCAACAUGCUUCGUCCUAUUCAGAGAUCGAGUAGAGAAGCUGGACGAAUGAUCGAUGCUUCACCUUGGUCUUUUCUUGCGGACAUGAAUCCAGGCAACCCGCACGCCAUUAUUUAUGGACCUCCAUUACAGUCUCAGCACUCACAGCAUCAAACCUCGUUAUCCACCAAUACUUUCCAUCACGGCCCUAAUUUGUCUCCAUCGGUUCACCUUCCUGCAACGCCCCUUAGUGCUGCCCUCGGUCCCGCUGCGCAGGCGACCGUACCCUCCACCCCUGCAAGUGCGUACAGCGAUAAAUUCUUCGAAGGGGAUGUCUUCCAGAGGGCCGACUCUUUACUCUCGAUGCCAAAUCAAGCACCUUUCUUCGCUCGUCGUUGAACUUAACUCUAU
Molecule: messenger RNA, 3188 nt
Organism: Aspergillus homomorphus CBS 101889
Lineage: Eukaryota; Fungi; Ascomycota; Eurotiomycetes; Eurotiales; Aspergillaceae
Product: putative cell morphogenesis protein Sog2
Exons: 4
Coding region: 168-3176 (1002 amino acids)
Molecular function (GO): protein binding
Source: RefSeq, a predicted model, not a curated record